GUCACUAGAUUCAUUUCAUCAGAAACUGGACACUGAAGCAGCAGCUCAUCGAUAUGACGAGAGCAAAAAUAUUGAGGAUAGGAUACUCUAUCAGUCAGUACAUAAACUGAGAAUUAUUUCUAAUGUUUUAUCUGGAAUCACACUAUAAAAGUGCUAAAUGGACAAUCCUCUGACAGGAACAUUGUAGACGAGACGAUGAAGGCUCCAAGCUGCAUGCACUUGUCAACGUGUGAAGAUCAUCAACAAAUAAUCAUGUAAAAAUUUGUCAUAAAUAGGUGACCUGCUUUAUGCCUGUCAGAGCGUCAGAUUACGGAUGACUAUGAAGGGAUCUGUGAAUGAACCACGCUUUUCCGUCGAGCUGCUGGAAGGAAGCGCAGCUCUCCGAGAUGUGAUCGAUAAACACAUCCGUGAUCAAACUCUUGCACUGAAGAGUGCUUUUUUUGUGGCUGACCUGGGGGUGAUUGUGCGGCAGCACGUUCGCUGGAGAACUAAAAUGGACCAGAUUCGGCCUUUUUACACGGUCAGGAGCAACAGCAGCCCUGUGGUCAUUGAAAUCCUGGCGGCUCUCGGCACAGGCUUUGUUUGUUCAAACAAGCAUGAGCUGGACUUAGUGAAGGGCUUCGGUGUCCCGUCUCAGGACAUCGUUCUCGGAGGCUCGUGUAAACAGCUGUCUCUUAUCAAACACGCAGCCAAACACAACGUCUCCGUCCUGGUGUGUGAUAACGAAGCAGAGCUGAGGAAGAUUGCACGAUGUCAUCCCAAAGCAAAAGUGUUGCUGCUGUUGACCUCGGAGAGCUGUUGCGAGCGCGAGGAGACGCUCAUGCCGUUCGGCUCCACGCUGAAGGACUGCAGACAUCUGCUGGAGAGAGCCAGAGAGCUCGGUCUGCACGUUACAGGAGUCAAAUUCAGCGUUCCCAGUUGUUGUCAGGAUGCACAAGCGUUCUCUCGUGCGGUUUGUGACGCCCGCUGUGUUUUCGAUAUGGGGGAGGAGCUUGGCUUUGAGAUGAGUAUUCUGGACGUCGGAAGCGGAUUUGACGGAAGUGAGGCGCAGUUAGACGAGGUCGAACAGAUGCUGAAGCCCAUGCUGGACGUGUCUUUUCCUCUCUCGACCGGCUUGUCUAUCAUCGCUGAACCCGGGGUUUAUUAUGUGUCGUCUGCCUUCACGCUGGCCGUGAAUAUAAUCGCUAAGAAGAGCGUGGCUCGUGAUUUCAGUGGUCAAGCACACAACGCACUGUCUGCGAACGACGAGCCUGAGUUUCUCUACUACAUGAACGAUGGGGUUUAUGGGAGUUUUGGCAGUAAGCUGCUGUGUGAAGAUUCGAUAUCGAUGCCUUCGGCACACAAGGAGGUGAGCGCAGAAGAGCCGCUGUUCUCCAGCAGUCUGUGGGGUCCGUCUGCUGAUGAUCUGGAUCACGUGCUGGAGCAAUGUCUGCUUCCGGAGCUCCGUGUCGGAGACUGGCUGCUCUUUAAGAACACAGGGGCCACAUUCACUAACGGAGAGGAACACAAACCACCCGUCUUCUACAGCAUCACCGAAUCUGACUGGCUACAGGUUCAUAACUGCGGCCUCACUUUGGACGUGAGGAUGAAGAACCUCUCUCUGGUACUGUGCUGCUCGCAACCAAAACUAUCCCAGGCGUCUGUUUCCACCCCGGCGUGACAUAAAGCCACUUAUUAAUAUCAUGAUCUCGACUAAGCACUUAAGAACCUGGGCUCUUCUGAUGAAGCUUCAGCUGCUUUGAAGAAGUUUGGAAAGAAGUGUUAUUGACCAUGGGUGCCAUCAGCUUUAACAGAUCUUUACACAUAUGCAUCUAAUUAUAUUGAAGUCAGUUUUAUUAAUAUAUACACACAUAAUAUUUCCUCUUACUAAAGGAAUCAGUCAUGUACCAAGUUAUUUAUUAAACCUCCAGUCUAGUUUCAUGAGAUGCUUUUAAAGAAACAUGCACUUGUUUUUUGUAGUUUGUGUUAUGAACUGGAAAAUUGUGAUCUUCGUCCAGUUUGAACUGUUAAAGGAAUAGUUCAGCGAAACACUGUGACAAAAUACAACGGAAACUUUAUAAACUGUUGAAAUCUUAUGCCCAGGAUGCACGUUAAAGGGAAGGUUCAUCGAAAAAAACGCUGAAUCUGCUGCUAAUGGACCUGACCUCAGGUCAUCCGAGUUAUAAAAGAGUUUGAUUCUUCGUCAGAUUUGGAGAAAUUGCAUCACUUGGUCACUAGUGAAUGGGUGCCGUCAGAAUGAGAGCUGAUUAAAACAUCCCAAUAAUCCCCAAGCACUCCAGCUAACAUCUGGAGAAGACAAAAACUGAAACAAAUCCAGCGUUAAAAUGAUUUAAUCUGUGCAUAUUUCUCUCCUGAUUCAGGCGAGAAAACAUUUCUGCUGGAGGAAGCGUUAUUAAGUCUAGAGUACUUGUAAUAAUGACCAGAAAUUAAGUUAAAAAUGUCUUUGAUUUUGUGAUUAUUGCGAUGUUAUUUUCAACUCUCAUUCUGACGGCACCCAUUCACUGCAGAGCAUCCAUUGCUGAGACACUGAUGCAAAGCUUUCAACCUAAUCUUUUAACACAAGUGUGCAAAUGUGCAGUAAGUGCAAAGAUCUGAUCCAGUUGUAAAUACUUGCAUUGCAUUGCAUUGGUUUCUGCAUUUAAAUGAAAGAGGACAAGUGCGGUUGCAUUUCAUAAUGCAGUAAUGCACAAAAUUAGGAAGUGUCUGCCCAAGUGUCUGAGAAUGUGUUGAAGACGGCUGGAGCAAGUGCUGCUGGUUGAAGUGAGAGGAAGCUCUUCUGUUGCUCUUUACCUGUGAGAUCCAGGGAAGUGAAAGCAAUACACUGUGCAACAAAGAACAGGAAUUGGACAAAAUAAAUGUUUGUUCAGUUUCAGAGCGGUUACCUUUUCUUUACAAAGGUUUGCUGUCAAUAAAAUGUUAUUAAUGGC
Messenger RNA from Carassius auratus (goldfish), 2927 nucleotides. Its product is annotated as antizyme inhibitor 1-like. NCBI's taxonomy places the organism in Eukaryota, Metazoa, Chordata, Actinopteri, Cypriniformes, Cyprinidae. Gene Ontology annotation, molecular function: ornithine decarboxylase activity; ornithine decarboxylase activator activity. Gene Ontology annotation, biological process: positive regulation of polyamine transmembrane transport; negative regulation of protein catabolic process. The transcript has 12 exons. Gene Ontology annotation, cellular component: cytoplasm. Bases 314 to 1660 code for a protein of 448 amino acids. The record is from RefSeq and is a predicted model, not a curated record.